UGAGAGAGUCUCCAUUAAGCAGCGCCAUGCCAAGCUUGACGCUUGACGAAAACGUAUUUUUUGACUCCGCCAUUAAAAUUUCAGAGAAUUUUCCAAAUUUUAUAAGUUCACCGGGAAAUUACUUCAAACGUCGCUCUGAGAUCAAAUCCGAUCCGUUGAAGAAGAAGAAUAGCAAAGUCUGAUCUAUGGCUUUUGGCCGCGACAAUCGUGUAAGGUUCACAGAUUUGAUUUCAGAAGGAAACACAGAGUAUGGUUACGGAAGCAAAGCAAGACCAUCUCUAAACUCUGUUUUGAAUAAUGUUCGUAGAGGGUUUGAGAAAAGUUCAGAUAAAUUCAGGACUUUUAAGAAACCAUCAAGUAGUUUCGGUGGUUUACAUAAGAAGAGAGAUUCUUCUAACACUACUACUACUACAGAGAAGAACAUCAUAAACCCACAAGGCUCUUUCUUGCAGAACUGGAACAAAAUAUUUCUCUUUGCUUCAGUGAUUGCUUUGGCGAUUGAUCCAUUGUUUUUCUAUAUUCCUAUCGUUGAUGGAGAGAGGCACUGUCUUAAUUUGCACCACAACUUGGAGAUAGCUGCAAGUGUGCUUCGAACGUUUAUAGAUGCCUUUUACAUCAUUCACAUUGUGUUUCAGUUUAGAACUGCUUAUAUCUCUCCUUCUUCCCGUGUUUUUGGAAGAGGCGAGUUGGUCGAUGAUCCCAAAGCGAUAGCCAUCAAGUACCUUUCUUCAUACUUCAUCAUCGAUGUUCUUUCUAUCCUUCCACUCCCACAGCUUGUAGUGUUAGCUGUGAUCCCCAAUGUCAACAAGCCGGUCUCUUUGAUCACUAAGGACUACCUGGUUACUGUCAUAUUUACUCAAGACAUCCCUAGGAUUCUUCGUAUAUUUCCACUUUACAGUGAAGUUACAAGAACAUCUGGUAUAGAUACUGAAACAGCUUGGGCUGGAGCUGCUUGGAACCUAUCUCUCUAUAUGUUAGCCAGUCAUGUGUUUGGAGCCUUAUGGUACUUGAUAUCAGUAGAACGAGAAGACAGAUGCUGGCGUGAAGCUUGCGAGAAGAGACCAGAAGUGUGUACCUUUAGAUUUCUCUACUGUGAUAGAAACAGAACUGUUAAAAACGAUUUCUUGACUACCUCAUGCCCGUUUAUCAACCCUGAUGAUAUAACAAACUCAACGGUCUUCAACUUUGGCAUCUUCACUGAUGCUUUAAAAAGUGGUAUUGUUGAAUCAGAUGACUUCUGGAAGAAAUUUUUCUACUGCUUCUGGUGGGGUCUGCGUAAUUUAAGUGCAUUGGGGCAAAAUCUCAAUACGAGCAAAUUCGUUGGGGAAAUCAUAUUUGCUGUAUCAAUUUGCAUAUCUGGACUAGUCUUAUUUGCACUACUUAUUGGCAAUAUGCAGAAAUACUUGGAGUCGACAACAGUUAGGGAAGAGGAGAUGAGAGUGAGAAAAAGAGAUGCAGAGCAGUGGAUGUCUCACCGUAUGUUACCAGAUGACCUGAGGAAACGUAUCAGAAGGUAUGAGCAAUAUAAAUGGCAAGAAACUAGAGGAGUUGAAGAAGAAAACCUUCUUCGUAAUCUCCCCAAAGACCUCAGGAGAGACAUCAAACGCCAUUUUUGCCUCGAUCUCCUCAAGAAAGUACCUCUCUUCGAGAUAAUGGAUGAGCAAUUGCUAGAUGCCGUGUGCGACAAGCUAAAACCUGUGCUCUACACGGAAAACAGCUAUGCGAUUAGAGAAGGAGACCCAGUGGAGGAGAUGUUGUUUGUUAUGAGGGGAAAACUGAUGAGCGCCACCACUAACGGUGGCCGGACUGGCUUCUUUAAUGCGGUGUACCUUAAGGCUAGUGACUUUUGCGGCGAAGAUCUUCUCACUUGGGCAUUGGAUCCUCAGUCUUCGUCUCAUUUUCCGAUCUCGACGAGAACAGUUCAAGCUUUAACCGAAGUAGAAGCCUUUGCGCUUGCAGCAGAUGAUCUCAAGCUCGUGGCUUCGCAAUUCAGACGACUACAUAGCAAACAGCUUCAACAUACUUUCAGGUUUUAUUCGGUACAAUGGAGAACUUGGGGCGCGUCUUUCAUUCAAGCAGCAUGGAGGAGGCAUUGCCGGAGGAAACUUGCCAGGUCAUUAACCGCAGAAGAAGAUCGAUUCCGAAACGCGAUCGCCCUGCGCGAACGUGAACGUGAUGCAGCUUCUUCGUCGAGCCUGGUUGCAACGUUAUACGCGUCGCGGUUCGCUUCAAACGCGCUUCGCAAUCUGCGUACUAAUAACAACCUGCCUUUGCUUCCUCCUAAACCAUCCGAGCCCGAUUUUAGUGCCACUCAUCUUGGGGACCCUUAAAAAUACUCUUACACAUGUCCCAGCCACUUGUAUAUGUGAACGUUAAAGUUUAAACUAGAGUGAAAUUACCAAAACUUAGAAUUGAGAACUGGCGGCUUGUAUCAUUAUCCCCUUGUCGGUAUGGCGGUCUAAGGACCUCGAAACCAUUGUAAGCCCCAAUAUAUUGCUUUCGAGAGCUUUGCAUGAAAGGCACAUGUACUUGUCUGCUAUUGACAAGGUGAAAAGGUUGGUGUUGCGUCAUUGACUUAUGGCAUUUGUUUCUCUAGGCUCUUUUAAAGUACAAGGCGUUUUCAUAAAUCCAGAAGGUUUCUUUUGUAACAGAUCCUUUAGGAAGAAUGUUUUUGAUGA
This is a messenger RNA of Camelina sativa (false flax), 2678 nucleotides long. NCBI's taxonomy places the organism in Eukaryota, Viridiplantae, Streptophyta, Magnoliopsida, Brassicales, Brassicaceae. The record is from RefSeq and is a predicted model, not a curated record.